UGCGAUGUUGUUGUUCAUAAGCAGUGCACAACUUCUCUUGCUGACCACUGUUAUCCAGCAACACAGAAAAAAACAGGAACAUUCAAAACUAAACGUCCCGGGUCAGCUGCUAAAUUUGAGUCCGAUUCUAUGGAAUGUGCAUCGUCAUCAGGAGAUCAUCCACACGCAACAACCGUCAUUGCUGACAAGGAGUUACAUGGCGCCGAUAACGCUAAAUCUGCGUCCUCGGAUUCUGGCAUCGGUACCGAUAUGGAAAAGCCAGUUUCCAGAUCACAGAGCAUGCGUUCCAGGCAGGUUGAUGAAAUUCAGGACGGACGACGAGGACGGUCGGCCUUCUCCUGGGGCGGUGCUUUAGCACCACCGGAAGAAGGCGAGGAACGGCCGCGGCGAGCACGGAGCGAUGCAGAUAGCGAAGAUAAAUCAUCACCUGUAACACUUACCAGAUGUCCACUUGAUACCGCUUCUUUGUCAGGAAAUGAUAUGCAAAACGCAUAA
Gongylonema pulchrum is the source of this 495-nucleotide messenger RNA. Lineage: Eukaryota; Metazoa; Nematoda; Chromadorea; Rhabditida; Gongylonematidae. The record is from the annotation of a GenBank genome assembly.